AUGAGAAAGGAUUCGUUGAAAAUUUUCUGCAUCUUUCCCCCUCUCCUUUCCCCCCCACACACUUCCCCCCUCCCCUUUCCCUCGCCCUACCUUCCCGCCCCGUCUCUUCCCCUCCACCUCCCCACUCCUCCCCGCCCCGGCCUUCCGCCCUCCCUUUCCAUCGGCGUCUCCGCUGCUUGCGCUCCUUGCCCACGAUCCGUCCGUUGCAGGUCGGCGGAGGCGCAGCGCACCUUCCCCGUGCGCACCGCAGAUUCCGCCGCGACGGUGGCGGCGUGCGAAAAGAAAGGCGACUUGCGCCGCCGCGUAUGCUCGUCAGGGGAACUCGCGGCGUUCGUGCGAUCACUCAACGCGCAGACAGGCGGGACAGACCCCUCGCAGCAAGUUACCAGCAGCAGCAGCAGCAGCAGCGGCAGCAGCGGCAGCGGCAGCGGAGGGACGAGGGAUGAUGGCGGGAUCUGGAGCGGGAGAACCGAGGAUAGCCUGUUAGACCCCGUCAACUGCAAUAGCUCCUCGCCGCUGCUAGGAUGCCUCCCAGGCUUCGCUAGCCCCAUCACCGCACCUACUCUUAACACCACAUUCGCUUCCCCCUCCGCUAAAUCCAAACGCUCCGCCUUCCCCGCGGUCCCCCCUUCCGCCUCCGCGGGGUCGUUCUCUUCCCCCCUGGCGUGGAUCUUCGCGUACGAGUCCGGGUCCGUCGCACUCGCUCGCCGCGAGCUUCCGCCAGGGCCUCCGCGCGAGGACCCGCCGUCCGCCUGCUGCGCGGGGUUCUUCUGCCCCGCGGGGCUUGCGUGCAUGAUACCAUGCCCCGCGGGGUCGUUCUGCCCGUCGCCAGUGACGCCUCGAGGCUUCUCCUGCACCCCUGUGGUGGAGGCGGGUGGUGGCGCUGGUUGGAGCGCCUGUGAGGAGGGUGUGUGGGGCGAAGCUUGCGUUCCUGGGGUGCCGCGUUCACCAUGCGUUCGUGCCGCUGUCGCACCCGGAUUUGCUGGAGUCGCGCGCCUCUUCGCGCACCUCCUCCUUCUCCUUCACGGAAUGCCAACCCCCCUGCGCCUCCCUCCACUCCACUCCCCCCGUCCACCGCGCGCACCCCCCGCACUCCGCCCUCCCCGCGCGCGCCAGCCACGCGGGCGCGGGGAAGGCAAACGAGGGGGAGCGGGCGGAGGAGGGGGAACGACCGUAUGGGCGGGGAGAACGGAAAGCGCAGAGGGAAUGAGAGGAGAGACAGGAGCUGCAGCGCCUGUGGGCGGACUGCCUGCGCUGGUAGAGAGCAGCGCCGUCGGCAGGGAGGUGCUAGCAGGGGGGUUAGAGCAGCUAACGAGUCCCAACCCUGUCCUCCUAGACCCAGGCUUGGCCGCUGCUGUGGCGGCACCCGGUGCUGAUGGGAGCGUGGGUGUCGUGGGUGCAGGGGCUGCAGGUGGUACGGACUCGUUAUUACUGGACCCGUUUGCACCUGCAGUGUCGCCUGCUUCCGGAUCUGCUCCUGCAGCUGUCUCUGUCCCUGUGUCUUCCGCAGCAGCAGCAGCAACAGCAGCAGCAGCAGCCGAUCUGUCAGGCCUUGAAGCAGCGGUAACUCCAUUCCCGCUCCCCGCCGCAACACCUUUCUCCCCCACCACCCCCCAGACCACCCCUAGUCAGCCCGCCCUCUUCCCCCCACACGCGCUUGGCUCCGCCCCUCCCGCGGUUCCCUUCCCCUCCGGUGGGGGGGAUAUCCAGGCGCACAGGGCGGAAGGCGGAGUAGGCGGAGAUGCGGGGGAAGGGUCGAGCGGGGCGGAGUGGGGCAAGGCGGAGGGCGGAGAGCAGGCGGAGGAGGGGUCGUGGGCGCACGGGGGAGGGCUAGGCGCGCACAGCCUCCGCCUGCGCUUCCCCGGAUUAGAGGCGGCGUUCGCGUCCGCGUCUUCCGCGCCCAGCCCGGACGAAUUUCUCCGCCUGGUCGAGUUUCAGAACAACAUGAUGGGGUGCUCCGCGCACGACCUCCGCGACGGCGGCGGCGGAGCGGCGGGGGAGGGCGCGGGAAGAAGGUACGGGGGCGGAGGCGGAAGGAGAGGCGCGGGGAUCGGCGGGUUUGGCGGAGGCGGAGCGGGAGGGGGUGGCGCGGGGACGAGCGGAGGCGGAGGGGAGGAGAAGCGGGCGGUGGGGUGGGACGCGGGGGUAAGCGGAGGGGAGGACGACGCGUGGGAUGGCGCUGGGACGCGGAAGGGGCGCAGGUGGAAAGGGGGGAGCGCGGGGGGGGAGAAUGAGGAGCGGGGGAGGAGAGUGGCGUGUCUACAGAGCGCAUACGCGCAGCUGGAGGCGGAGAAGCGGCGGGGCGCGGGGGGAGGCGCGGAGCCGGGGUCUCUAGAAGAGCUUUUUAACGAAGCGGUUAGCUGUGGCGCCAGUGGACUGCUGCAGGGUCAAAUGAGGCGCAUGCUGCGUGUUGACCUGGUCAACCUGCACCCAGGGAGAGUGACGUCUGUGCUGGGUCCCACGGCGGGGAGGAGCGCGCUGCUGCAGGUGCUGUCAGGCCAGCAAACGAGCAGCGUGGUGGUGGGCGGGCACAUAGCAGUGGAGGGCACGCCGGCAGCCAUGGCGUCGUACCGUGCGCUCAUAGGCUACGUGUGUGCGGGCUCGCCGCUGCCCUGCGCCUUCCUCACAGUGGACGAGUACCUCUCGCUGCACGCCCACAUGCGUGAGGAGGGCACGCGCACGCUCGUGCGCGUGCUGCUGCAGGAGGCGUCUAGAGGGGCGGCGGUGGCGGUGGCGGCGGCGCGGCCGAGCUUCAAAACGUUCCAGGCGUUUCACGACGCGAUUCUGCUCACCGCUGCUGGCGCGACGGCGUUUCACGGGUGCGUGGACAACGUUCAGAGCCAUUUCGAGGGUUUGGGGUUCCUGCUUCCGGACCGGGCCGACCCUGUGGAUUACUAUUUGGAUGUGCUGCGAGGCUCGGAGAAGUCCGACGCUCUGCCGAACCUCACGCCGGCUGGCCUGGCGCUGGUGUGGCAGGAGAGGCUGGGAGGACGGACAGAGAGAAGGGGGUUCGGAGGAGGGGGAGGGGGAGGAACGGGAGGGAGAGCAGUGGAUUUGUGGCGGCGGGUGGGGAGCGGUAGUAGCAGCAGGAGAGUAAGGCGGAGGAACAGCGGGAGCAGCGGGGGGCGGAGGCAUUUAUCGGGAUUGCUGUCAGCAGGGAGAGGAGGGGUGUACACACGAGGGUCUGAUGACCCAUAUUGGGCGGAGAGGGAGGAGAAGGAGAGGGACCAGAGAGGGGCUGCUACGGUGGCAGUUGCGGUGGUUGCAGGGGCAGGGAGCGGGUUUGGGCAAGGAGGGGGGGCAGGCGGAGGGAGGGAUGGAGUGGGGGGGAAGAGGGCUCUGAAGAGUGCGCCGCUGCUGCUGGUGAAUGGGCUUGGCGGGGCGAGAGUGGGGGGACAUGGGGGAGGGUUUGGGGGGGAGAGUGAAGGGCGGCUGUCGAGUGUUCACCAGUCGUUUGAGAGGGCUAGUGGGGGAGGUGCGGGGGAGAGUGAGUGGGGGGGUGCGAGAGACGAGGAGGGAGGAGGGGAGGUGGAGAUGGGGGAAGGCUGGAGAGGAGCGGAGGGGCAGGGGCUCUCAGAAGGGGAGAGGGAGAGAGGGGAGGGGGAGGGAGGAAGAGGGGGAGUUAUGGAAGGCGGUGAGCGGGGAGAGUUGGCGGAAAGGGAGAGAGAGGGAGGAGGUGGAGGAGUGGGUACCGUGAGGGAAUUGCCAUGUGAUUUGUCAUCUGGCUCUGAUGAGGUAGCGUCUGUGGGAUGUUAUGGGCUGUCGGGGGAAGGGGGAAGGAGCGGGGAGAUGGGGGGCGCCGCGCGGGGUGCUGGAGAGCGUGGGGAUGGUGGUGGGGGAGGUGGUGAGGGAGGGGUUGGAGGAGGUGCGGUGGCAGGCGGUGGUGCAGAGGGAGAGGGCGAGGGCGCUGCUGUCGUGGCGGCGGGUGAAGGAUCUGUCGGAUCGGACGAGGAGAGGAGCAGGCCGGCAGUUCUGGGCGGUGCUGGGCAGGGCUUCUCACGCCUUCAUCCCCAUCAUUCUCCCCAUUCACCCCCCACCCCCUCCCCCCCUGCAGUGCUCUCCUCGGUGCUCGUGCCCCUCGCCUCGCCGCUCCUCGCCAUCACCAGCAUAGCACCCAUCGCCUCCGCGCUCAACAUCCCGCCCAUCCUCCCUUUCCUCGCAGCUGACCUCCUCUCCACGCUCCUCCUCGCCCUCCUCCCGCUGCUGCUCCUCCCGCCGCUCCUCCUCUUCUUCCCCUUCUCCGCCAUUCUCUCCUCCUUUGGCCCGUCGCUGGCGGUGGCUCUCUGCCUUGUGCUCUGCUCCUCUGGCCUGCACACGUUUCUUCUCAGCUUCCUCUCCCGCCGCAGAGCAGCAAUGGCUGCCCUGGUGCUGUGCCUAGCAGCGUACUUUGCAACGCUGGUGCCGGUGGUGCCAGCAGCGCGCAGUGGGGGAGUGAGGGCGUGGCUGCAGUGGCUCAGCUUCCUGCAGUGGGCUGUCAAGGGGCUGCUGGCAGGAGCCGUCAGCAACCAGUUCAUGGGAGUGUGGUUGCCGGUGCGGUGUGCAUUCACAUCAGCCAUGCAGUGGAGUGUGGUGGGGUCAUGGCAGGCUGCUGCUGCUGCUCUCGCCGUGGCUGCAGCGCUGCUGCGAGUGCUGGGAUAUCUCAUUGUUGCUGCGAGAGGGGCCUGGGGUCCCGGACCUGGACAGUUUGCAUGA
Messenger RNA from Closterium sp. Yama58-4, 4692 nucleotides. NCBI's taxonomy places the organism in Eukaryota, Viridiplantae, Streptophyta, Zygnematophyceae, Desmidiales, Closteriaceae. The record is from the annotation of a GenBank genome assembly.